GUUAGAUGUGACAUAAUUGUUUAUUUUUUUCAAAGAAAUUAAAAUACAAUAGAAAUGAUUGAUUGUUAAUUAAGUUUUACUGUUUAUUUUUCUUCGUCUUUUGCUUCGGUCAACACACGCACCGCUAUGCAUUUAUAAUUGUUUUACAAAUUUCCCUUUCACUUGUAAUUAUCACACCAACUUUCGUUUUUAUCACUGUUUUUACUUAGUUAAUUUAAAUAAUUCAAACAUUUACUCCCCUCAUUACUCAUAAUUAAGUGACUCAUUUAUUUGUGCUGUAGCUAAAUUUAUCUUUUAAGUACAUCCUAUUGUCAUUAAGCUAGAUAUGUUAUCGACAAAUAUUUAAUUUUCUUGUAAAGUGAACAUCUCACCUUGAAACUAAAUGGCGUGCUCGAAGAAAUGCGGUGUGUGUACGCUUCUCAGUUUAGGGGGCGUAUUUGUAACGAUCGGCGUAGUGCUCGCCCUAUUCUGGACUACGCUCUAUAACGGAAUCUUAACUACGGAAUUGGUUUUGACAAACUCAUCGAAAAGUUACCAGCUAUGGAAGGACACCCCGAUUCCGAUUUACAUGAAGAUGUACAUGUUCAAUUGGACGAACGCCGAGGAAGUCGUGAGAAGCAAGUGGACUGUGAAGCCACAGAUGCACGAGUGCGGACCGUACGUGUUCAGCGAGCACCAUGUUAGAGUUAACGUGACGUGGAAUGAAAAUAGUACCGUAACGUUUCGGCAAGUGAAAACGUGGCAGUUCGUUCAGUCGAUGUCCAAUGGAAGUUUGAACGAUUCCAUUACGAAUAUAAACCCGAUAACAAUUGUGAUCGGAGAGAAAGUGAAAAACUUGCCGACACUUGUAAAGGAAGCCAUCAAUUUUCUUCUAGUCGAUAUGCACGAAAAUCUGUACUUUACUAGAACUGUGGACGAUUUAAUAUUUAAAGGUGUUGAGGAUCCGAUUUUAGACAAACUGGACAAGUUUCACGUUAAGAUACCGUUUAAGAAAUUCGGCUGGUUUUACGCAAGGAACAAUUCGGCGUCAUACGAUGGGACGUUUACGAUGUACACCGGGAAGAGUGACAUGGAUUCGUUGGGGGAGUUAUCGUUAUGGAACGGUAUGCCGAAUACUACGGCCUAUAAGGGAAAAUGUGGGGACGUAAAUGGCACGACCGGAGAGCUGUGGCCUCCGGUUUCGAAUCGAGAGCACGUCGAAAUUUUUGCGUCCGAUAUUUGUGGGCAGCUGUCUUUCGAACACAAUGGAACUGAAAGCGUCUUAAAUGUGGAGGGGAAAAAGUUUAUCGGAACAGACUUCACGUUCGAUAACGGUACCAAAUAUCCGGCGCAAUCCUGUUAUCGGGGCGAUGAAGUGAUAGCAAGUGGUGCGCGGAGUAUCUCCGUGUGCAGGUUCGGGUCUCCCGCGUACAUGUCUUACCCGCACUUUUACUUAGCCGAUCCCAGUUACUUGCAGAAAGUGACGGGAUUAAAACCCAAUAAGACUGAACACGAAUCGCAUCUUACCAUCGAACCUGUCACGGGAAUCACAUUAGCCGCGAAGGUGCAACUUCAGCUAAAUCUCCGAAUAGAAUCCAUUAAGGGAAUGAGCAUCUUCGAUAACGUACCGCCGAUGUACAUGCCAAUGAUAUGGUUCUCUCAAGUGGCCGAACUCCCUCAGAAGUAUUGCAGUAUGACGACGUUACUUGUCGGCUUGGGAAGUGUCGGGCACUAUGUCGGGUGGACAGUAUUUGCUUUCGGUUUACUUAUGUCGAUUGUAGGGUUUAUAUUAAUUUACAGGAAUAGAACCGAGGACGAGGAGGAAGAUCACUUGAUCGAAAAUGAAUCAUAAUUUUUAAGUAUAACUUACCUGCUAGUGUCUAUUUUCUAAUUCUAAUCCUUUUAAUACAAUUGUUUUUCUUAUGA
This is a messenger RNA of Photinus pyralis (common eastern firefly), 1905 nucleotides long. RefSeq names its product protein croquemort-like. NCBI's taxonomy places the organism in Eukaryota, Metazoa, Arthropoda, Insecta, Coleoptera, Lampyridae. Gene Ontology annotation, cellular component: cytoplasm; membrane. Gene Ontology annotation, molecular function: scavenger receptor activity. The transcript is spliced from 7 exons. The coding region runs from base 383 to 1831 and encodes 482 amino acids. The record is from RefSeq and is a predicted model, not a curated record.